GGCGGUCGGUGGCGGUCGGUGACGGUCCGCGGCUGUCCGCAGGUCGCCGGGUCGUGGCUACCCUAGGAUGGAUUCUAUUACUAUCAUGUUGGGCUGCUGCUUUUUUCCCCAGUGUGCCUCAAAGAAGAAGCCCUUCUAGGUGGAGCCCUCCUGCCAUCAGUGGCUAGGGGCACAACAGACUUGGGGACAAUGUCUUUUUUCCUCUCAGUCCAUUGACGGGCCGGAGCCCUCCGUCACUUCAGAACCAGGACAGUGAUGAGGAUUGCUGAGGAGAAGACUUACGAAUAUAUCCGCCACCACUUACACAAUUUUUACCGUAUUCAUGUUCUGGAGAUUCUGCCUUACUUGUCUUGCCUCACAGCAAGUGACCAGGACCUCCUGCGGGCCUACUUCAACAACAAGGGGAACCAGAACACCAUUUGGGACCUCUUCCACAGCCUUCAGCGGCGGAGCGGCUGGGUGGAGUCCCUCAUCAAGGCUCUGAGGGCCUGUGAGCUGGCUGCUCUUGCUGACGAAGUGGACCGCGUCUAUCAGAGCAACCUGCCCUUGAGCCAGAGACGACCCCCAGCCCCACCGGAGCCGCCGUCAGCUCCUGCUAAGGCUCCAGGGCCCUCCACACCCACUGUGGCCCCCAGUGCCUCCCACAACAGCUACAGAGAUGAGGAGCCGAGUUACCCCAUGCCUGUCCAGGACACCCAGGUGCCAGUGUCCCUGGGAGAGAGUUCAAAGGAGGCCCCGCAGCCAGCCAGCUCUGGGGCUGUUUUGAAGAGGCCCAGUGGCCCCUUGGAGCCCUCCUCUGACAUGGCGGCCCACAGCCCUCUGACCUCGAGUGGGCCUCAGGAGCAGGACACAGAACUGGGCAACACCAACAAAGCAGGCAUGGUCUCCAGCCUUACAUCACCCCAUGGGCCUGUAUCUCCAGCUGUCUCCUUCCAGCCCCUGGCCCGUUCCACCUCCAGGGCAAGCCGCUUGCCUGGACCCCCAGUGUCAGCUCCAUCUACUGGCACCUCUUUCUCCUCUUCAGGGGGUGCUAGUGACCAGGCUGAGGCUACCAUCUGCUCCAGUGGGGUAGUGAUGCCCACCAAGUCUGUGACUACCAGCAUAGCACCCUCCAAGAUGCCCCUUCACUCAACACUUACCAACACAGUGCCUUCCAAGUUGCCCACCAGUUCAAAGUCCCCUGGUAUAAUGUCCACUAAUGUGCCCACCAGUCUGGCACCAUCCAAAUUGCCUAUCAACUCAACACGUGCUGGCACAGCGCCACCCAAGGUACCUACUGUCUCGGUGCCUGACCACAGGAUGCCCAUGAGCUCGGUGCCCAGCAAGGUGCCUGCCAACCCAACAGCCACCAUCAGGAGUAGCAACAGACCCAUGGAGGAGAAGCCAGUGCCUCCAGCACCCGCAGGUGCCACUGCUGGAGGCAGCUCCCCCUGUGCAGACAGCAGACAGGACAGCUGGGGCUCAGGGCUGGAGCUGAGCAAGCCAGGCAGGCUGUCUUCUGAGAUGGACAACCCGCCGCUCUCCUGCUGCUCCGCAGACCUUGCCAUCAGCCACAGCAACAACUUGGAUGGAGAACCUGACAACACUCCAGAGGAGAAUGAGUACACGUCGGUGGACACCUUUAGGGUCCAUGUGUCUGAGGGUCCCAGUGCUGACCUCCUGUCAGGCAACCCUGAGCUGCAUGCUGCUCCCCAAAGCAAGGCAGAGGAGACGGAGUGUGUUCAGUGGGCCCCGCAGGCUCUGUGGCUUGGGGCGGCUGCUGCCGGGGUGCUGCUGGCCACAGUCCUGGCUGUGCUGUACCAGCGGCGGCGCCUACUCCAGUGAGGCCCUCUGCCCUCCCUGCCAUGCAUCUGCUCCCUUCCCAUCGGUACAUCUGACCUGAGCCACGGAGCCAGUCCCACUCACUUUGGCCCUUUUUCGGGGCUGGCAGAGGCUGGGUCAGAGGGGGGCCACAACCCUGGGUGGAGGCUGCACCAUUGCUGACUGAGUCCUGGAGGCAGCGUUUCUGUGCCAGACGGUGCGCUCUACAGCUCCCUUACCAUCCUUGGCUUGCUGGGCUCUGAUCUGCCCGUGCCCUCCAGAUCUGCCACCCAACGAUCUGGGUUGUUGCCCUUGUCCUCUGGAGGAGGUGCUUCCGUCCAGGCCUUAUCUCUCUUUGCACCAGCCCAUGGAUCAGGACGUGCUGCUGGAGAGUGCAGGGGGUGGGCAACACCCCUGCCCCAAUCCACGUCCUGCCCUGGUCCCUGGCAGCAGAUGUCUGGGGAGGAGGAUCCACAGGACCUCGUUUCUGACCCCCAGCAGCCCAGCCUGAGGCCAUUGUCCUUGGCGCAAUGAGAGAACAUCGGAGCUGUUUCUGGUCCCCUGCGCCUGGGGUCUUCCACCCAUGCCAGGCUAGGUUGGAAAGAGCUCUGGAGGUUCCUGUUGAACCUGGGAAGGCCCCUUUCCAGUCUCCACUGAAAUUUGUAUUUCAGCUUUACCCCUUCCUGGGCUAUGUGGGCAGACAGAUGAUAAGACGCCACUGGUCUUCCUUCCCCACAGGGACUGUGAGUACCAUGGCGCAUCUUUCACUCGGUUAUAAUGAGAUUGAUGCUUACAGGUGUUUGUCAAGUACCUGGCCCAGAGCAGGUGGCCUCUAAAUGCUUCUCCCGCCUCUCCUCUGCCCACCCUGGAGAGAUGCGGGCAGGAGAGGCAGAGUGCUCUGUGGGUAGGGGUGCACCUCUGCAGCAUAGGAUAGCCUAGGCCUGAGCCUGCUCUGCCUCUCGCUCUCGUGCUCUUGAGCAAGGUGUUAACCUCUGUGCCUGUUUUCUUAGCUAUGAAAGUGGGAUGAAUAGUAGAAAAAUAAGUAAGUAUAUAUAUAUCUGUAUAUCUAUAUAUAUUUCUCCUAGUGUUCUUGUGAGAAUUAAAUUAGUUUAUAUAAAUCUUAUAAUGGUUUCUGGCGUUUACUAAGGGUGGGAAAUAUCACUGUUCAAAUUGGAGGGGGCUGGAGCACUUGGCUACACCUUUAGAGGGAGACUCAGAUCCUACUGCCUUCCCACCUUUAUGUUUGCCCCUUACUUUAUCCUGUGCAUUGGGGAAUUGUUAGGGCGUGGGGAGAGGGCGUGUCCCCUGAGGCUGCUGUGCAGGGUGGGGACUGGGUGCUCCGCAGCAGCCAGAUGGCUUGGGGAAUCCUUGUGCGUUCUUAUCAGGUGACCAUUGCAAGACAAGGGGCAGGCAAGGAGUUCUCAGGAGCUGAUUCCAUUUCUGGGCUCUGCAAGGGAUAGGGACUAGAGCCCUGGGGAGAUACUAAGGGUGGCACUGACGGUGGCCCAGCCCCAAGCUGUCAGCCUGCAGAGUUCUGCACCUGCUUUGACUGCUAGUCUUUCUUUGCACAGUUCUAGGGGACUUCAGCAACCUCUGCCUUUAAUGACCUCCAUCUCUACCUCUGAACUCUUCUUCUUCACUCUGAACCCAGCAACCUGCACCGUGGGACCAGGAGAGGUCCCCACCCAAGCUGUCUGUACAGCUCCCUAUCAACCUUACUCUGAACCUGUUCUCUGUGCUUCCCCCUCCCUCAAGGGUACACAUGGUGGGAAACAUUGUUUGGCUGCUUCCUG
Messenger RNA from Molossus molossus (Pallas's mastiff bat), 3593 nucleotides. It is a transcript of the gene MAVS, whose product is annotated as mitochondrial antiviral signaling protein. The transcript has 8 exons. The record is from RefSeq and is a predicted model, not a curated record. Lineage: Eukaryota; Metazoa; Chordata; Mammalia; Chiroptera; Molossidae. The coding region runs from base 256 to 1824 and encodes 522 amino acids.